This is a messenger RNA of Penicillium brasilianum, 1187 nucleotides long. The record is from the annotation of a GenBank genome assembly. NCBI's taxonomy places the organism in Eukaryota, Fungi, Ascomycota, Eurotiomycetes, Eurotiales, Aspergillaceae.
AUCAAAUAGAGAGCAAAUACUAUAGUGAAUUCGUUUCUAUAAUGCGAACACCUUACAGUGGGGGUAAUUCCCUCCUGGCCUUUGCCGCUUUCGCUCUUAUAUCCACCGCCGCAGCCCUAACAGCGACGGCAACAGGAACGAGUACCUCUUUGCCAACUCUCAGUCCUGUUCACUAUGCUCAAACGUCUACGCUCUCUAUCGAGUACUAUGAUUCUGCGGGUAAGAACGACACUGCUCCCGUCGCCAUACUUAUCCAUGGAUUCCCCUAUUCGAUAGAUACCUAUGUCGAUGUUGUUCCAAAACUUGAGAAUGAAGGAUUUCGCGUCAUUGUCCCGUUUCUUCGAGGAUUUGGAAAUACAACAUUCCUGUCCACGACCACACUACGCAGUGCAGAACAAGCUGCAUUGGGCAAAGACGUUAUCGACCUGAUGGACGCUCUUAAAAUCGAGAAGGCCAUCUUUGCAGGUUACGAUUGGGGAACGGUUGUGGUCAAUGUUGCGGCCGCGUUGUGGCCGGACAGAUGCUCAGGAAUGGUCGCAGCAAACUCCUAUCUCAUUCAAAACCGACAGACCGCCUGGAAUGUUGCUCCUGCCGGCUCGUACCCUGUUAAAUGGUACUAUUACGUUUUUCUCACUCCUCCCGGGUACAGCUCACUAGCCAGCGACACGAAAGGCUGGGCCGAAGUACUCUGGUCAAAAAAUAGCCCAAACUGGACUUACACCGAAGGGCAACUAGAUGCUGCAUCCCUGGCCUUCCAUAAUCCAGACUACGUCAAUAUUGCAACCAACUUCUAUCGCAAUCGUCUACUUUAUGCUCCGGGGGAUCCUAAGUAUGCCGAGCUAGCAAAUGCGCUAGAUAAGCAGCCUGUUAUCACUGUGCCAUCUGUCACACUGGAUCCGGAUCAAGCUGUCGUGUUUCCGGCUACGAAUGGUAGUACCACGGCAAAGUAUUUCUCAGGGCCGAGGAAUCAUCACAUUGUGAGGGGCUGUGGCGAGAAUAUACCACUGGAAAGACCCGAUGUUUUCGCGAAUGCAGUACUGGAAGUGGCACAGCUGAACAAAGGACGCUAGAAGCGUCCGUAAUGUAAUGCUUUCAGAAUUCGGCGUUGGUUUAGACCGAAAUUUAAGAUAGAAAGAAUCACUUGCUUUUAAUUUACUACCCAAAAGAUAGUUUUCAAUAAAUGUACA